UAUUUUUUAAUAUAAAAUGGUUUACAAUCUCUAUAGCAACGGCUCUUAUCUAUUUCCGUUUGAUACUACUUUUCUUAACUUUAGAGGGUCUAUUUCAUACUAAAAACUAAGGAAAUUUUGAGAGCUUCAUCAGCAGUAGUAGUACACAUAAGAUCUAGAUCUACUUUUAUUACCAUCAACUUCUUAUUCGCAUACGAGCAUUAUGGUUGUGCUGUUUUGCCCAGAAGAAACCGAUGAUCUGCACUGAAUCGCCAGCACACCCAUCACUCGGCUGUCGUGCGGUAGUACGUUACGGUACGGUAUACUGUCUGAUGAGUACUAGUACCGUACUAGGCCUACGCAAGACUUCCCCUAUUCUACUGGGCGAGGGACGGCUACAUAUGUACGACGUUAUACUGUAUACUAGCUGGCCUGCUUGCCGCUGUUAUUAAUGUUCUCAUUUGAUGAAAGGACAAGUUAUAGGUAUGGCCAGUUCUGGAUCAGCUGUCAGGUAUCCAGGAUUUCCAGACAGCAUGCGUAGGACAGCUCCUGCCGGUCAUUCCCGCAUACCAGUGUCGCAGACUCAAAGACCUGAUGCCAACCGUCAUGUGAGUGCUCCACAGCGUUCAAGGCUCCUUGCCAUGCAGGAUGCCUACCAGAAGAAGCUACUGAAAGAAAAGGAAGAAAAAAUGUUGGCCAUUUACAACAAGCAGCAAGAUCAGGCUCUUCAGAAAGUUACCCGCCAUGGAAGUAAAGCUGGUACAGAUGAAGGGCAAGGUAUUGUAAGAGAUUUCUUUAGGGAACGGAAGCAAAUGGAACAAUCAAAACAUUCAGCUGAAAUCAUGUCAAGAGAUAUGCAUUUCCAAAAGAAACUCCAAGAGAGAAAGAAUACAAGUGGUCUCUCAAAUACUUAUGAUGCAAGCAAUAUUCAAAACAGACAAGCAAAGAAAAUUUCUGAUCUUCAGGAGCAAAAACUGUAUGAAGAGAGGAAACAGCAAGAAAUGCUAAAUUAUAAGAGACAGCAGCAACAGAAUCAGAUGCAACAGCAACAAAAACCUGCCAAAGGUAUGGUGAGAUCCAAUCCUCUUGCUCCCAUCAAACAUGAUUCUGUAAAGAUGAAAGUGAAUGGCCCUCCAUCACCCAGCUAUGAAGUCUAUGAAACAUCUGGUAAUCUUGCAUAUGAUGAAGAUGAUCAUCCAAUGAAACCACUAUCAAAACCUCAGAAGGUUUCACAUCGUUCCAAGCAAAGAAUUGAUUAUGAACAUUCUUCACCAAACAAUAUGAACUCUACACAUUAUUCUCCACCUCAGCCAGCUAAACAUUUGAAUCGCAAGAAGGUAGCCCCUCCUAUCUCAAAGGAGAAAGCUCCAAUGAGAGCAAAGAAAGACAAGAAAAGUGAUUUUCAGAAGUGGCAAGAAGAACAAGACUUACAGAGGCAGGAACGUUUGAAGAAAUAUGAGGAUACACACUCUCAACCAAAUAAUGACUUUACUGUUGACUAUGACAGGGAGUUAAAAGAUGAGAUGGAGUCUGCCAAGAACAGAAGAAAGAAGGAAUAUGAUGAUAUGAUGGCAAAAGAGCGUGAACUAGAAGCCAUGAUUGCCAAACAUAAACAUGAUCUUGCCAGAAUGUCAAUGGAUGAUGACAGUGAUGAUGAAAUGGACUCCUUUCCAGCCCAAAAGAGCAGGCAACCUGUGAAAAAGCAAACAAAAUCCCAGAGUAAAGCCACUUCCCAUUAUGAGGAUGAAGAAUCAUUUACUUAUCGUAAUGAUGGUGAUGACUAUGAGAGCAGAGCAGGUGAAUUUAAAUCUAGACAGAAACAGGUAUCCAAACCAAAACCAAAGCGCAAAGCACCGCCAAGGGACCCAGACCCUGAACCAUCCCCUCCACCACCUGCUCCUGUGUCACAUGAUACCAGUCUAUAUGACCAAGCUAUUGAUGAUGGAGGAGAAGUUAUGGAUUUGAAUCUAGUUGAUUGUCCAGUAUGUGGGAGAAAGUUUGCAGCUGACAGACUGUCCAAGCAUAAGUCUGUAUGUAAGAAUGCAUCCAAGAAGAAAAGGAAGGUAUUUGACACUACUCAACAUAGGACUCAGGGGACAGAACUUGCUCAAUAUGUUAGGAAAGGUCAGCACCUGAAGAAUGAUCCUCCGGUAAAGCCAUCAAAUUGGAGACGUAAACAUGAGGACUUUGUACGAUCAAUACGAGAUGCUCGUGAGACACAGGCAUACGUUGCUAAAGGGGGCAAGCUGUCUGAUCUUCCUCCACCUCCCCCAUCAGAAAACCCAGACUACAAACAAUGCCCCUAUUGUGCACGGAAGUUUAAUCAAACUGCAGCUGAAAGGCAUAUUCCUCAUUGCAAAAAUGCCAAGAGUAGACCCAAGCCACCCCCUCGCAAGAAAUGAUAUUACUGUGGACAAAGACAAACUUAAAGUAAGUUUCUACAUGUAAUAUGAAUUCAGUCAAUAGUCAUCAACAGCAAGCCAAUCAUUUUUGCUUCACUGUCAUGUAGUACAUGUACUUGAUAUCAUUUUACAUAAUAGGGGCUCCAUUUUGCAUCUGUUGAAAGGGGAGAUAUUGUUUGGGGCUUUAAGAUGACAUGGAAUUGUGAUUGUAAUCAUGUUUGGUUAAAAUCAGAUGAUACCUGGCAUCUUUUAAUGCCACUUUCAUUAUGUCACACGAUCAAAAACGGUCUCAAGUAGUUGCAUAAACAAAUGUGUAAGCCUCCUUGUAAAACAUGUUCUCAUUCUAGACUUUGGUAAUGACGCACAAGGUAAUCAGUCUAUUAGAUAAGUAGAGAAAUGGAUUAAUAGGGGUAAGGGAGAGAGGGGGAGAAACUGUCCAUUAAUCUAAUUGGCACCAAUCAAGAAUGGCUGUCAAUUAGGGAAAGUGCUCUCUGUGUUUAGCAUGAAGAGAGUCAACAUAGAAUGCAGGAUGUCAAAAAUUGAAUCUACCAGUGUGUUGCAAAUGUAAUCCUGUGUUGUUUUAGCCUCAUUUAUCUGUAGUCGCCUAAUUUCAAAUACAAUUUAUAGUGUGACCAUCAUGGGGCAUUUUGUGGAACAAAAUAAUUGUGAUUUUCACUGAAUCUUGUUAUAUGCUACUGACAUCCAUGCAUCUGAUUGGCUCAGAGUGAAUUUAUCAGUGAAAAUUACUGAUGCUUCAUGAAAUGCUCUAUAGAAAUAAAUUCAAAGGGAAUCCAGUUAAAAAGACCACAGAAGUGUUUGUGAUAUGAAUAAAAUUAAUUUGAAUGAAUAAUAUGAUGUUAUCUCCUUGAAAACUACAGUGCUUUUUUCAGUUGGUGUUCUUUCCCAAGCAUUAUUUAUAUGUUACCAUGUGUGGUUACUAUGUACUGGCGAUUUCAGCAUGUAUACAUGUACUUGCAAUAUAGGGCUUGAACUAACUUUUAUGAUGAUAUGAUCCAUUUCAGAGUGUACUUGAUUUUGGCUUUCAACUUACACACAUUUUUAGGCUUUUCUGUGAUGUACUUGCCCUACACAUACAGCAAAUACCAUAAGUAAAUCACUGAUUUUAUAAAUUUGUACAGCUUUGUUUCUACAAGACUUUCUUAUUUGAAAUUGGCCUCAGUGAUAUUUUUUUCAUGGUUUACAUGUAUAUUCCAUUAAAAUCCCUUAAAUGUAUACAUGUCUUCUUGCAGUGUAAACCCUAAUCUAUUGAAAAUACAUGUACAUGUAUAAAUUAACUUCAGAAUUAAACAGCAAGCAUCGUUGAUAAAUAAAAAUGAGCUGUUAUAUCUGACAUGAAG
Messenger RNA from Lytechinus variegatus (green sea urchin), 3739 nucleotides. Its product is annotated as zinc finger C2HC domain-containing protein 1C-like. NCBI's taxonomy places the organism in Eukaryota, Metazoa, Echinodermata, Echinoidea, Temnopleuroida, Toxopneustidae. Bases 444 to 2381 code for a protein of 645 amino acids. The record is from RefSeq and is a predicted model, not a curated record. The transcript is spliced from 3 exons.